AUGAAUCAGGCUACUAAUAAAAGACCAAUAGAGUGUGCAGUUUGUAAGGCCGCCUAUGGGACUGCCCAGAAGAUUCGUUGCCACCGCAUGUCUAAUUGGCACACUUCGGCACCUGAGGUUGAUCAAACUUGCCGACAAGGUUAUGCUUCAUUUCCUGUGAUGCGCCAAUUAAUCAGAUCUUCGCGUAAGUGGCCUCCUCCUCGGGUGGCUCUCUUUCGUAGGCUGCAACUGGAAUCCGUAAAAAAUCCACCUACUGCUUUGGAUUAG
Messenger RNA from Protopolystoma xenopodis, 267 nucleotides. The record is from the annotation of a GenBank genome assembly. Lineage: Eukaryota; Metazoa; Platyhelminthes; Monogenea; Polystomatidea; Polystomatidae.